Molecule: messenger RNA, 2908 nt
Organism: Sardina pilchardus (European sardine)
Lineage: Eukaryota; Metazoa; Chordata; Actinopteri; Clupeiformes; Clupeidae
Gene: eif4ea
Product: eukaryotic translation initiation factor 4ea
Exons: 7
Coding region: 248-946 (232 amino acids)
Biological process (GO): translational initiation
Cellular component (GO): eukaryotic translation initiation factor 4F complex; cytoplasm
Molecular function (GO): translation initiation factor activity; RNA 7-methylguanosine cap binding
Source: RefSeq, a predicted model, not a curated record
GAGAUUAGGUAUUGAGAAAGGAAAACUCUGAACUAAGUUAGAAUCAGUUUGCCCUUUUAGAGCCUAUGGGCCACACUUGCGCUACUAGCGGUUGGUCUCACACAUUGGGGAGAAAAGUACAAUCGACUUUCACUGCCAAAGUUGGAUUUAUCACGUUGAAAGGCACAGUCCAAUCCAAUACCACUCUCAUCCAAUCAGCUCUUAUUUUCACGCCAGAGUAGGCUACUUGCAGGCAGAUUUUUAGAAGAUGGCGACUGCGGAACCGGAACCCAUUUCUAAUCCUUCAAAUUCCGAGGAAGAGAAAAGUGAAACAACUGGACAAGAAGUUGUUCUAAAUCCUGAAGAGAAAAGUGAAACAACUGGACAAGAAGUUGUUCUAAGUCCUGAAGAUUACAUCAAGCAUCCCCUACAGAACAGAUGGGCUCUUUGGUUCUUCAAAAAUGACAAAAGCAAAACAUGGCAAGCCAACCUGCGUCUCAUCUCAAAGUUCGACACAGUGGAAGAUUUCUGGGCCCUGUAUAAUCACAUUCAGCUGUCAAGCAAUCUGAUGUCGGGCUGCGACUACUCCCUCUUUAAGGAUGGUAUUGAGCCCAUGUGGGAGGACGAGCGGAACAAGCGCGGUGGCCGCUGGCUCAUCACACUGUCCAAACAGCAGCGACGCCAAGACCUGGACCGCUUCUGGCUGGAGACGCUCCUGUGCCUGGUCGGCGAGGCCUUCGAUGACCACAGUGAUGAUGUAUGUGGAGCAGUGGUCAAUAUCAGAACAAAAGGAGACAAGAUUGCAAUCUGGACGAUGGACUAUGAGAAUAAGGAUGCAGUGACACACAUAGGGAGAGUGUAUAAGGAGAGGCUGGGCGUCCCUGCUAAAGUCAUCAUUGGGUACCAGUCCCACGCAGACACUGCUACCAAGAGCGGCUCCACCACCAAAAACAAGUUUGUCGUCUGAGGAGCAUCUGUCCUGCCAUGCCAUGCCAGGGACUUCUGGGUUCUGAUCUUGAAGCAUUUUUCACUUUCAGUUGAAUUGAUCAUUUGUGCCAGAGAGCGAGCGAGAGAGCGCGAGAGUGAGAGCGCGUGUGUGUGUGUGUGUGUGUGUGUGUGUGUGUGUGUGUGUGUGUGUGUGUGUGUGUGUGUGUGUGUGUGUGUGUGUGUGUGUGUGUGUGUGUGUGUGUGUGUGUGUGUGUGUGUGUGUGUGUGUGUGUGUGUGUGUGUGUGUGUGUGUGUGUGUGUGUGUGUGUGUGUGUGUGUGUGUGUGUGUGUGUGUGUGUGUGUGUGUGUGUGUGUGUGUGUGCGUGCGCUCAUGUGUGAACACAGACAGAAUAUGUUUGUGUCUCGGUUACAUUGCCAUAGUGUUCAAACAGAAACAGUGGCUUUAUAUGCCUUGAGCAUAAGCCAGAGAUAAACAAUGGUGAGACUGGAUGAUGUAGACCGCAACAAUAAUAAUAGUGAUGAUGAUGAGGAUAAUAAUAAUAAUGAUAUUAUUAAUAAUGAGAAAUAAUGUCAAACCACAGCACUACAUUUGAACAAAAUAAAUGUAAUUAUUUGAGAGAAUUAAGAUGAGAACAAUGGUCUGGAGUACAAGGACAAGGAAAGGGUAGGAACUAUGGCGACUGUUCUAGUCCCAGUAUGAACAGAUGUCUGAAUGGGCUUAGAACCUAGAACGUACGUAUUCCGGAAGGGGUGUUCCAAGUACGUGGUUUAGUGACAAACCUAAGUAAAUUAACUCCGAUAAAGUGGUAAACCUCUUACAACAAGAGCCCAGUGACAUUGUUUUGUUAGGAGAAUAAAGCUGUGCAGCUCUUCUAUUAGGUUUACCACUUACUCUGAGCUAACUUGCCCAGGGCUGUCACAAAACCAUGUACUUGGAAUACCCCCCCUGAAUGCACAAGAGGCGAAACUCCCCUCCCCUACAUGUGUUUUUUACAGUACGAGAGCAUAUGGUUCAGGCCAACCUGUACAGUAUCAAAACGGCAUCAGCAUUGUUGAACAUGUAUGUCCUAAAUAAACAGAGAGUAUGGUGCUCUUUCCUCUGUAGCGUGACCAUAAUCAUGCUUCAGUAUUGUGCUUUGUUGGGGGCCCUUACUCUAAACAAGUGUGCUUUUUGACUUUGAUGCCUUUUUAUUUGAGUUAAGCCUUUAGCCUAAGUUAUUUUUUUUACUUGGCUGCUGGGACUAUGGCUGACUUUUUCCUUCUUUGUUUUAAAUGUCUUAUUUUAGAUUAGUUAAGAUGCAGUGGUCCCUGCUGCUUCAUUCUCCACCCCCUCUUUAUUUUACUUUAUUUUUUACUUGUUUGCAGGGUCAUUUCAAGCUCUCAGCAUUUCAGUUCAUGGAAGUCAUUUUGACUCUACACCUGUAUAUUUUGUAAUAUGUUUGUUUAUUUGUUUGUUUUUAUUUUUGUUGUAUCUCUGGGUUUAGUUUGUUGUUUACAUUCCCAGCUCUCUCUGUGUGUGUGUGUGUGUGUGUGUGUGUGUGUGUGUGUGUGUGUGUGUGUGUGUGUGUUGAGAAGCCUAUUGGGUUGGAACCUGGGGGCGUGGAGACUGAACACCCCCUUGGCCCAGCUCCUGUUGAUGUACAAAACUUUGAAUGUAAAUAAAUUUGUACAGUGUUAGUUAUCUGUGUGUAUUCUUUCCUGACACACUCAAUGGCCCAACUGUCUAUACUCUAGUCUUUGCACCUUUGACGGUUCUUGACUGUUUGUGAGGACCUAUGCGACUACAAAUGUGAAGUUGAUGUAUGUGCUGUUAAUGGAUUGUAAUGGAUGUUCGUGUGGGGUAGCAACUGGUUAGAUUCUCAUAAACUCUCAAGUUGUUGUUGCCCAUGCUCUCAUAAUGCCAAGAACCAUUUCAAUUGAAAUUUCCAACACUCAUUUCACAGCAAUUUAUAGACUGUUCUUUUUAUAUAUAACCUGUUUG